AUGCCUCGAAUCGGAGUAAGAACCCUAACCCCCUUUCUUCUUCACUCAAAACCCUACAUCAAAAUCCAAAUUCACAUCCCAAAUUCACCAAAAUUUGAGAUUCAAGAAAAGUUCCUCCAUUACGUGAAAAGACAGUGUAAAUUCGGAAAAUUCAACCUCUCCGAGGCUAGAUUUUUCUUCGAUAAGUUAAUUCAUACGGAGCCCAUACCUCCAACCGACACUUUCAAUCAUAUACUGGGUUCCAUUUCGAAGAAUGGAUGUUUUACCGACGUGUUUUUGCUUUAUCAUAAAAUGGCGGUUCUUCAAAUUUCACCCGACUUGUAUACUCUGAAUAUUUUGAUGAACUGUUGCUCGCGCUUGACUGAAAUGAGAUACGGGUGGUGUGUGUUUGGUGAAAUUAUCAAGAGGGGUUUUGAGAUAGACUCCGUUACUUUCGGUAUUCUGAUUCAGGGUUUGUGUUAUGGGGGUGAAGCCCUGCUUGCACUCCAAGUGUUUGAUAAAAUGUCUGAACAGGCUGCCCAAGCUAGAGAUUUCACUUAUGGGAUCUUGAUAAACGGGCUUUGCAAAGCCCAAAAAGUAAGUCUUGCUAUUCAGCUCCUAAAUAAAAAGCUCGAACCAAAUGUGCAAAUGCACAGCAUGAUUAUAGACGCGCUCUGCAAAGAAGAAAGAAUCGUCGAGGCCGUAAAUUUUUACGAAGAAAUGGUGGGGAAGUGUAUUUCACCAGAUGCUUAUACUUACUGCUCUUUGAUUAACGGGUUUUGCAGGCUGGGGAAAUUCGUAGAUGCAGUGACCUACUUCGAUCGAAUGAUUAGUGAAGGAAUAUCACCGGACGAAUACAAUUACAAUUCUUUAAUUCAUGGGUUUUGUCGGUUCAAUUUAUUCGAGGGAGCUAUAAAGGUCUUCAAUCACAUGAAACAACGCAAGGGUAUUUUUUCGCCCGGCGUUGUAACAUUUACAAUAAUGAUAGAUCAUUUAUGCAAACAGGGCAAGAUUGUCGAAGCCCGUGAGUUCUUUAAUCAAAUGAUCGAAAAUGGCAAAGAACCUGGAAUAGUGACAUAUAAUACGCUGAUUUACGGAUUGUGUUUAGCUGAUUGCAUGGAUGAAGCUGAAGAACUAUUUCAAUCGAUUGAAAUUAGAGGUAUUAAGCACGAUGUUAUUACAUAUAGUACACUUAUUCACGGGUAUUGCAAGAGACAGGGUGUGGACAAUGCCUUAGAAUUAUUUACGAAAAUGGUCGAGGAAGGAUUGAAGCCGACAAAUGCUACUUACAGUGCAAUAAUCGGAGGACUUUUUCAGGCGGGCAGGGUUAAAACUGCAAAGAAAUUCUUCGAAGAAAUGGAGAUUAAUGGGCUAUCUCCAGAUGGAGGUGUUUAUGCAGCUCUUCUUGAUGGUUUAUGCAAAAACGGGCUUGUCGAAGAGGCGUUGGAAUUUUAUGAAAAAGCCGAGAGAAAUGGAAUUAAGGCGAGUGUUGAACUUUACAGUAUUCUUGUGGAUGGAUUGUGUAGGGUUGGUAGAGUGGAGGAAGCUACGAAGAUGUUUCGUGAAAUUCGUGACAAGGGUUUGGUUCUUGAUGUUGUGGCUUAUAAUGUAAUGAUCAACGGUCUUUGUAAGAACGGGAAGAGUCGGGAGGCGGAUGAGUUGCUUGUUGAAAUGGAAGAGAAGGGUUGUUUUCCGGAUUCAAUCUCGUUCAAUACGGUUAUUUGGUGUUUUUUGAAGAAAGAUGAUACGGGAAAUGCAAUUAGGGUUUUGAAAGAUAUGCGCGCUAGAAAUUUAAAACCGAAUGAAGCGGUUGUUACGAUGAUUCUCCACCGUGUGGUGGAAGAUGAAGAUUUUAGAUCGGCGCUGGAUUCGCUUCCUAGUACUUGGUCGAAGGAUUUUGAAUCGCUGUAAGAAUUACAGUAGAUGACAACGUGACAGUGGAGAAGUGACACAGCUCCCACACAUUUCCUCCAUUUUUAAAACCUUCAAAACAC
Messenger RNA from Erythranthe guttata (spotted monkey flower), 1973 nucleotides. RefSeq lists its product as uncharacterized. The record is from RefSeq and is a predicted model, not a curated record. Gene Ontology annotation, molecular function: protein binding. Lineage: Eukaryota; Viridiplantae; Streptophyta; Magnoliopsida; Lamiales; Phrymaceae.